This is a messenger RNA of Malaya genurostris, 503 nucleotides long. RefSeq names its product small ribosomal subunit protein uS14m (gene mRpS14). Gene Ontology annotation, cellular component: ribosome; mitochondrial small ribosomal subunit. The transcript is spliced from 2 exons. The record is from RefSeq and is a predicted model, not a curated record. Gene Ontology annotation, biological process: translation. NCBI's taxonomy places the organism in Eukaryota, Metazoa, Arthropoda, Insecta, Diptera, Culicidae. Bases 97 to 483 code for a protein of 128 amino acids. Gene Ontology annotation, molecular function: structural constituent of ribosome.
CGAAAAAUUUCCUGGCAUCCCUGCAACAUGUUGUAUAAUUGAAGUGAAUCGUAACAGACGGAGUUAUUUUUCAAUUUUUGAUAUUUCUGCCAUACCAUGCAAUUUAAUAAUAUUAUUAAUCUUUUUUCCAUUAGUCGUCAACAUAUUUCGCAAUAUGGGUUUCAGCAAGUACGCAAUAAAUGGACCGACUGGCGGAUGUUAAAGGAUGCUAAACGACGAAGGUGUGUUGUUGAACAUGCUAAAGAUCGAUUGCGAAUCAAUUCGUUGCGUAAGAAUACUAUUCUACCAGUAGAACUAAGAGAAGUUGCUAGCUCUGAAAUUCAUGCUUUUCCGCGAGAUACCUCACUAGUACGAGUUAGAGAACGAUGCGCCGUUACGUCCAGAUCUCGAGGCAUUGUGCAUCGAUGGCGAGUUAGUCGAAUUGUUUGGAGACAUUUAGCAGAUUACAACAAACUAUCUGGUGUUCAAAGGGCAAUGUGGUGAAUAAAAUGUAUAAAUGUUAA